Molecule: messenger RNA, 451 nt
Organism: Paraglomus brasilianum
Lineage: Eukaryota; Fungi; Glomeromycota; Glomeromycetes; Paraglomerales; Paraglomeraceae
Source: the annotation of a GenBank genome assembly
UUCAAUGGCAAGCGAUUUUACUCGAUAUACCGUAUCUGCUUCUCGAUUAAGUACGGCUUCGAGAAGAACCGCCAAAUCUGCCAAGAUGCGUCGACGCGAAGAUCGUAAACGCGCACGGGGUAAAAAAGGAAGUCCAUACGAAGUGGAGUACCUGUUUGGUUCUCUUUCAAGACUGGUGGAUCGGUUUAAUACACUUCAAGGCGACGUUAAGACUAUACUACACACGUUUAUAUCUCUAGCAUAUAUUGAUAAAGCCAAGAAUUUACAAAACUCAUUUGGCAAGCUAGAAGAAGACAUUGUUGCAGGGAUUGAACAAUUAGAUGUGAAUACGAGUGCAUACAUUCCGAUACAAGUCGCGCAAGAUGACGAAACACAAUCGACGCAAGUACAAUUUACAAAGUCAUCCGUUAGGAAACAAGCGUGGAAGAUCGAAGUACUAGAAAAUUUGUGA